AUGCGAGAGUGAGGAUCGGUCGGUGUGUGUUAUAUUACAUUUUUUUCGUGCGCACACUUUUUUUAUCACUUGAUUAUUACGAAACAUAAAACACUUCAUCUAGGUGUUUAAUGAAGUGUUUCAUAGUCGAAAAUCAGUGAUGUAGAAAUCAUAAAAACACGUGGAUUUAGGAAGGAUAUACCCACUGAGUGUGAUUAUUUUUUUUUUUGGUGUGUGUAAAUUAAUUUUUGUUUGAAAACUUAUAAUAAAUUUUGUAAAUGAUGCAGCUUUGUAAUAGUGUUGUUCAGUUUAAGUUAUUAAAGUGUUGUGUUAUUCAAUUAUUGUAUUUAUUUUUAAUGAUUUUUGAAUGUACUAAUUGUUUUAAUUUAGAAUAUCGUGUACCGAUUAUUAAAAUUGGUUAUAUCGAUCAUUAUGAUCACACAACGACAUAUUCAUUGAAUAAUACAUAUUUUGGAUAUUCGGUUGCCGAACAUCAAGUAAAACCGGAGGAUGAAAAUGAAGCGUCAUAUAGUUUAUUAUUAGCUGGUGCUCCAUUGGGUAACAAUUUACAACCAAAUACAAGUCAAUCAGGUGCUUUAUAUAAAUGUCCAAUAACAGCAAAUCCUUUCGAUUGUAUGCAAGUGAUAACAGAUGGACGUAAAAAGGGGACCCAGUUUAAGCGUGAUGAUUUAAAUGAUCCAAAAUUCGAUCCACCAUUACCAUCGGAAAUCAAAAAUGGACAAUGGUUAGGUGUUGUGGUCCGAAGUCAAGGUGAUAUUGUGUUGGUUUGUGCUCAUCGUUACAUGGUCAAUUAUUGGGGUAAUGGAAUGUGUUAUUCGUUAAAUAAUGAUUUAACAUUGGACUCAAAUUUGGAACCGUGUAAUGGGCGUACAAGAGCACGGGCACAUGAAGAUUUUGGUUAUUGUCAAGCGGGUACAAGUGGUGCGUUGUUAAAGGAUGGUACUGUGAUAUUGGGAGCACCUGGGCCACGUACUUGGCGUGGUACAAUAUUUGUUACAGAUAUGGGUGGUGAUUAUUUGGAUCGAGAUAAAACUGUUUAUCAUGGUCCAAUCGAUAUGAAUUGUAGUUAUAUUGAUAAUUACAGUUAUUUGGGAAUGUCAGUAGCAGCUGGGAAUUUCUUUAUGAACAAAACAGCAUACGCGGCAGGUGGACCUAGAUCAAAUAAUACUGGACAAGUAAUUAUUUUUUCAAAACACGGAUCUGAUUCUGAAUUAAAAGUGGGUCUCAUACUGAAUGGAGAUCAACUAGCUUCACAUUUUGGCUAUGAAAUGGCAGCCGCUGAUAUCAACGGUGAUGGAUUACAAGAUUUAAUUGUGGCUGCACCAUUUCAUUUUGGUAAACAUGAAGGAGGCGCUGUAUAUGUUUAUAAAAAUAGCAAUGAAAAAUGUAAUUUAACAUGUGAACCACCCUUAAUUUUGACUGGUAAACCAGAUUCAAGAUUUGGAUUUGCAAUAACUUCGUUGGGUGAUUUGAAUAAAGAUGGAUAUGAGGAUAUAGCAAUUGGUGCACCGUAUGAAGGUAGUGGAGUUAUUUAUAUUUAUUUGGGUUCCAAAAAUGGAUUAUUAAAGGAACCAUCACAGAGAAUAGCUGCAGAUGAAUUACCAUUAUUUAAAAUUAGAGGAAAAGUUUUUGGACCAAUUAAAACGUUAGGCUACAGUUUGAGCGGGGGAAUUGAUAUGGAUAAUAAUGGUUAUCCUGAUUUGCUGGUUGGUGCUUAUGAAAAGGAUGCUGUUGUCUUGUUUAGAGCAAGGCCAAUAAUUGAUAUUCAAACUAAAAUUAAACAACCAGAAAAUUUGGUGAAUAUUGAUGCUAGCAAAACUGGUUGUCUUGCCGAUCCAAAUUCGAACUAUACUUGUUUUUCAUUCCAUGCAUGUUGUCAAAUAAUGUCGUUAGACGCAAAAACACAAUCUGAUUUACAAAUAUUAAAUUAUACAAUUGAAGCUGAAACAUUUGCGGGUAAUCGAAAAUUUUCUCGUGUAUGGUUUGGUCGUGAUCCAAAUAAACCUCAUAUUAUUCAUCGGAAAAUUGAAAUAGUUAAUAUUACGAAAUUUUACUGUGAUCAACAUACCGUUUAUCUGAAAGAAAAUACACGAGAUAUUCUUUCACCGAUCAAGUUUCGUUUGAAUUACACGUUACAACAACAAGUUCCAAAAUAUUCCACAAAAACUUUACCAAUAAUUGAUAAUUAUCCAAUUUUAAAUCAACAAGAAGCUGAAAAAAUCUUUAAUGCAACCUUCCAAAAAGAUUGUGGAGCGAAUGAUAUUUGUGAAAGUGAUAUUAAUAUUGACGCAGCCGUUAAUUUGACGAGAUUGGGUGAUAAAUAUAUUUUAACGUUGGGUUUGGAAAAAGAAGUAAAAUUGAUUGUUAAGAUUGCGAAUAAAGCGGAACCUGCGUAUGAAGCACAAUUAUUUAUUUCACACCCGAAAAGUUUAACUUACAUUGCCAGUUCAGCAGAGGAAAAACAAGUCUUGUGUAAUCCACACAAUGAUUCCAUGGUUGUUUGUGGAUUAGGAAAUCCAUUUAAAUCCGAUCAUGAUGCAACUGUAACACUUCGAUUUGAUCCAAAACCAAUUAAUGAUGCGCUAAAUGAAUUUAAAUUUAUUGUAUUUGCGAAUUCUACAUCUGUUGAGGAUAUCAAAAAAGAUCCAACAGAAAUUUUUGUUUCGAUUUUGAAGAACGCUGAGGUCUCAAUUAAAGGGUCUGCAACUCGAACGAAUAUUAUUUAUGGAGGUGAAAUUAAGGGUGAAUCCGCAAUGAAAUAUGGAGACGAUGUUGGAUCAAAUGUCACGCAUUUGUAUCAAGUUGUAAAUAAUGGUCCUUGGAAAGUGGCUCAAUUAACUGUGGAAGUUUUUUGGCCGUAUCAAGUUGCAAACAAUAAACCACAAGGAAAAUGGUUGUUGUAUUUAGAAAAACCACCAAUUGUUGAAGCAACAAAUGGCGGCGGUGGAGAAUGUUACUUAACUGGUGAUCAAAUAAAUCCAUUAAACUUAACCUCGCAUCCAGGUGCCCAAGAAGCACCUUUGAAUUUACGAAUGGGUUCGAUGUAUUCAAACUAUCAACAAUACCAACCACAAAGAAGGCGAACUCGACGUGAUACUGAAGUUAUUAUCAAAUCACACAAAAUCACCGAUAAAGAUGGAUUCAAACGAGAAGUAGUGACGAUGGACUGUAAUGCUGGAACCGCAAAAUGUAUACGUUUCAACUGUACAAUAUACAAUCUUCCACGUUAUGAAACAGCUGUCGUUUUAAUUCGAGCCAGAUUAUGGAAUUCAACGCUAGUUGAAGAUUAUCCAAAAGUUGAUUGGGUAAACAUUCGAUCCAGAGCCAAAAUUCAUAUACCACCAGAAUAUUCUAUUCAACAAAAUACAUCAGACGAUGAAGCGUUAGUGGAGAUGCUCGCAUAUCCAGAUUUGAUCAACCAACAGGAUGUCGAACCAAUUCCAUUAUGGAUAAUUAUUUUAGCAAUUAUUAUUGGUUUAAUUAUUUUAAUAUUAUUUACAUUUAUUUUAUGGAAAAUGGGAUUCUUCAAGCGAAAACGACCGGAUCCAACACUUUCCGGAAAUUUGGAAAAACAUCAUGAAGAAAGUCCUUUCUUGAGACGGCAUGAACGCUAAUCUAAACUUUUUUUGUGUUUUAAUUUAUGGUGUAAACUGAGUUUUUUUUGUUGUUGAGUAAAGUGGAUGUAAUUAGGAUGCAAAAGUUGUAAAAAACUUGACUUUUUAAACGUUUUUUGUGUCAUGUAAAAUACGCAUCGUACUUAGUUCGAAUUUUCGUAUUUAUAACAUAAUUUGAAAUUGAAUUUUUCCUAAUUAGGAAUUAUUUCAACCACGUUUUACGAAUUCGCUUUAUUAAUAAAAAUGAAUACUAGUGUGGAUGUGUCUUUUAACAUAUGGGUGCAUGAAUUUACGAAUUUAUCGAUAUCAAGACAUUCGAAGUAUUCUUCUUCAGAAAAAUAGAAGCCAUAAUUAUUCUGCAGGCUGAAUAAUUGUGUUUACGUAAAAAUAAUAUAAACGUUAAUGUUUCGAGAAAGUUAAUAAAAUUGAUGAUUUUCUACAAGUGAUAGGAUACGGCGUAUAGGCCUAGGAAUAAAGAGCUUAAUACAAGAUCAUAGUUUUGACUUGACUUGUAAGAUUUAGAAAAUGAAUUAGUUCCCUUUAUAUAAUUGGCUCGUAAGUCAUCUCAAGAAACUAAAAGUGGAAAAUAAA
Molecule: messenger RNA, 4205 nt
Organism: Chrysoperla carnea
Lineage: Eukaryota; Metazoa; Arthropoda; Insecta; Neuroptera; Chrysopidae
Gene: mew
Product: integrin alpha-PS1
Exons: 14
Coding region: 258-3614 (1118 amino acids)
Biological process (GO): cell-matrix adhesion; integrin-mediated signaling pathway; cell-cell adhesion
Cellular component (GO): integrin complex; external side of plasma membrane
Molecular function (GO): integrin binding
Source: RefSeq, a predicted model, not a curated record